Spirodela intermedia is the source of this 5646-nucleotide messenger RNA. Lineage: Eukaryota; Viridiplantae; Streptophyta; Magnoliopsida; Alismatales; Araceae. The record is from the annotation of a GenBank genome assembly.
AUGGCGAACCGUCCGUACACUCUUCCCGAGCUUCUCCCGAUAAUCGUAGCAAUAUCUUGGUGUGAUGACUUUGUUGAUACAUCGGCUGACGGACUAUUGUUGUUAUUUCUCUUUGGCAAAUCUGUUGAGCAGCCGCGGUGCGGUCGUUCCUGCAAGCGGUGACGAAGGAGGAGGUUGCUUUGCCCCUUAGGGUCGUUCAGAUUGAAGGGAUGGUACGGUUUCUUUUAAUGUCGUGAUAACUGUAGCCUAGGAAUUCUGGACGAAACAUGGCUGGUUCCUUUUCUGCACCGUGGAUGUCGAGGACACGAUUUAGGAAGUAUCUCAUGUUCUCUACCUGCUGUUACGUUUGAUCAGCGGUCUCUCCGUAAGUGGUUAGUUCCAGUUGAACUGGUUAACUUGAGCUCCGUUCAUCGGAUAGAAGGGUACAUAUUGAAAUGUAUUGAAAAAUGAGAUCGAGCCGUGGUCAUGGUUAGGAUGAUACUCGCUCUUGUGAAUAGUCCAGAUGCGUUAAUUGGUCCCCUGUAAACACAAAUGGAUAUUUAGGCAGAAGGGUAACGAUAGUUGUAUCGGGGUAACUUAUAUUUAUCCAUUUUUAUAAAAAUAAGACUGUUUCGGUCUUUCCUCGAGCCAACGCAUUCUACGAGUUCAAUAUCUAUCCUAAUUGGAAGACUAUGAGUUCUGUAGGACUACACAUUCUUAAUUGAAAUAGAAAGCAACGUGUUCAAUAUUAUAAGGUCAUCAUUUACCCAUUGAAUUGAGAAAAUGGAGGAUUGUCAUCAUCAGAGUUAUUUUGUUUGUAAGUUUCUUUGAUUGGUGUAUCCGUCACCUCCCGGAAAAUGAACCUGAAAUGAAUUGUUUGCACAUACCCAUGUGAAUUUAUAACAAAUUAGCCAUGGAACAUAUCAGUAUGUAGAAAAUAAAUGCGCCUAUCCUAGUACGAGAGAAUUGCGCCACAUGAUGUCAUGCACCUACUUUUAUACUUCAUUAUUACUAAUGGGAAUCUUUCGUCACUGCCUAUACUUUGCCUUGUGUUCAUGAUAUGAACUCUCUAUUUCAUCUAUUAAUUUUCUUGCCCGUUGGCAUUAUGCAGGCCGUUUUGAAAAUUAUUAAACACUGCAAGGAAUUUUCUCCAGCCCUAGUUACUGGACAGCUUCUUGGUCUGGAUGUUGGCAGUGUGCUCGAAGUCACCAAUUGCUUUCCUUUCCCAGUACGUGAAGUUCAAAAUGAACUCUACAUUCUCAAAGCUUCUUUUUUUUUUUUAAGAAUAUUCUAACUGCUUGAAUUUUCAGACUCGAGAAGAAGAUGAAGAGAUUGAAACUGACGGAGCUAGUUAUCAGCUUGAAAUGAUGAGGUGCCUAAGAGAGGUCAAUGUUGAUAAUAAUACUGUAGGCUGGUACGUUCCAUCUCUGACUUUUACAUGAUAUCCUUCUGAUAUUCGAUUUUUGCAUUUGGAGUCAUUUUAUGUAUGCAAGUAUUGCCUUACUGUGAUUUCAAGCUAGAUUUUUUUCAUUACCCUACUAACGGUUUUGCGUGGUCAAAAAUUAUUUCUAAUUUAGGUAACCGGAUUGAGGUAAAUCUUUUGCUACAUCAAGUAGGGUAGCGUUUGGUGACUCAGAAAGAAGAAGAAAACUUAUGACAUUGACAAAUGCACUAUAAAUAAUUGAAAUGCUGAAAGAGAGCGAGAGUCUUCCUAUUUCUAAAUGUGUAUCUCCUAUACUAAACUUCAUCUUUUUUUCAAGGCAGUCAUUCAUUUGGAAUGAAUAUUAGUAUCAUUAUUGGCAUAUGAAAAGAAGGGUAUCUAUUCCUUGGAAGUCAUAAGCUGCCAUUUUUCUGUAGGAUGGAGAAUCCGUGUUUUUGCACCUACACUUCUUGAGUAGUGGCGAUAGUGCCACUCCUUUCAUUAUUCUCGAUAUUAGUCAGGGAACUAAUUAGGAAAUGUGUACCCAAACGACCAUUCAAUGUAGAGCUGACCAUCGUCUGUGGAACCUCCUCGAAGAAGGUGGGAUCGUGUUGUGAGUAUAUGUGAUCCCUCGAGAAAUAUGCCAGGCAUUGAUAUGCGCCCCGUUGAACUUUACACUAGAGGCAUCCUGAUCUAACCCAUUUCAGGUGUGCUUUUGUUCGACUUCUUGGAUUUGCGCGCAUUGGAUCAGGUUAUGGUUGCCAUCAUUAUAUCGUGAUUAGGUAUCCAGUUAAUUGUAAUCAUAGACGUAACUUCCUGUCCUAAAUGAGACCAUAAAUUCGUUCUCCACUACUCCUGCCCUCUGCUGGAAUUGUGAAUUGAGUGCUUAGUCCCCCAAAGGUAAUCUCUUUUUUUGUUAUUUUUUCAAAAAAAAUGAAUAAUCAUAGUUUCCAUGCACAUGAUGUGUUCAAGGUAAUUUAAUUAUUUAUUAUUUAUUUAUUUUUCAAAUGCAUACAAGUUCUCGGUCUGAAUAACUUUGGAGACAUUUCCAGUAUGGCGGAAUGCCAUGAUGGAACCUGACAAUGACCAUUUCCUUUGACUUAAUAGUAUUUAUUGAUUUUAUGGUAUAUGACUUUGAAUUAAUUCCCUGUGCUCAAAUUAACAAUGAGUCUGGAUCACUAAACUAAGCUUUUUUUAUUUUUAGCAGUAAAAAUGUCUUUCCUACUUUAAUUUUGUCCAAAAUUAAUCUGUAUUUUUUAUAUCAUCUUUAAAUAGAUGUAUAUUUGUCCUCAUCCCGCUGUAUUUUUAUUUAUGGAACUUGGCUCUUUUUUUUAUGCGUAUAUGUUUCUCCUUCCCUUUCUUAGCAUUAUGAUUGUUAUGGUGGUUGUGUUGGUUUUCAGGUAUCAAUCAACUUUAUUUGGGUCCUUUCAGACAGUGGAGCUGAUCGAGACAUUCAUGAAUUACCAGGUGACAUCUUUUUCCUGUGCAGCGAUGUUGACUAUGCCUAACAAGUUACUUGUUUUCUAGCAGAGUCUCACCAGCACAGCCUUACUAAGUUGUUAAUUAUUUAAGUACGUAGCAUAAUUACAUGCUGAUUGGAACAGCAUGGCAUAUGAGUUUGUCAUAUUGCUACCUUGCCUGGCCUCGCCUCGUAGAAAAGCUGACACAUAGGUAACAAGUGAAAGGCCUGAAUGUUCUGUUAUAACGAUCUGUGGAAUUGGGACUCGGCAAUCAGAUAUGUUGAGGGAUUGGGGGUUGUCGUCCCUGAUAACAUAUUUAAACUUUAAAAUGGAACUACCUCCUGAAAAUAGGCUAAUUAGAUUUUAUUGCCAAAGAUCUGAUGAAAAAGAAUUGAAGAAAAGCAGGCUGCUUGCCGUGUCUGUAAACAGUGGGGGAAGGUGGUUAUUGCAAUAAUAAAAGAAAGAUGAAGCUGAGUAGAAGCAGAAAAACCCCUGCCGUUGAGCAUGUUUGUAAGCUUUGGAGUAUAUUGCCUUGAACUUCAAGUGGUUGACCAAGGGUUUUGAUGCAUAUAAUGUGUUAUAAAUUGAUGUGAUUAAAAAUCUAUCAUUUUUUUCCACAAAUGCUGGUAGGAGGAAUACUUCCUGGGCUAUCUGGUGUAGGUCGAUGGACUGUGGCAUUAUACUGUUCUUACCUUUUUUGUUUUUUUAUUUUUGCAAUACCUGAAUGCACACUGAUAUCACUCUUAUUGAAUCAUGGACUGAUAUCCUCCUUGCGCAGGAGAACAUUAGACGCUGCGUCUGCAUUAUAUAUGACCCGUCAAGGUCAAAUCAAGGGGCUUUAGCUCUCAAGGCCAUGAGGCUUUCAGAUUCAUUCAUGGAUCUUUAUCGCAAUAACAAUUUCACGGGAGAGAAGUAUGGAUAUUUUGACACUGGAAUGUCCCACAAACAAUAAAGCAGAAUUCUUUUUUUAUUUUCGUAUGCUUAUUCUUUGUCCAGGUUAAGGGAGAAACAUCUCACAUGGGUGGAUAUCUUUGAAGAAAUACCUGUAUAGGCUUUUCUUCAAGACUGGAUUUUAUUCAUUGACUGGUUUUCUUGUGGAUUUGAUGUUUCGCGACUCCAAUUGAAAGAUCGGCAGCACUGACUCUAUGCAUGUGGCUUUCUAUUUCUCCUCCUUUCGGAUUGCAGAUUAAAGUGUCCAAUUCUGCACUUAUAAGUGCAUUUAUGACCGAUCUAGAGACAGAUGCCCCCGUCACUCAGGUUCAGCACCCCAAUGUCUUUAAUAGAGAUUUUGUUUUACUUGUAUGAAUCUGCGUUCCGAUUCUUGAAAUGAAUUCUCCUUUGGCAGUGUGACUUCGAUCGCCUACAACUGUCUACUAAUACUUUUGUGGAGAGGAACGUGGAAUUUAUGAUUGAAUGCAUGGAAGAUCUGACCAUGGAACAACAGAAGGUCAAUUUUAUUCUCCAUUCUAUAUAUCUCACUGAUCCCGAAGUUCUUCCGGUUGUGUUUUCUUCGUUCUUUUACUUAAUUUCCCUCUCUCUUGCAGUUCCAAUACUACUACCGAAACCUUUCACGUCAACAAGCCCAGCAGCAAUCGUGGCUUCAGAAAAGAAGGUAAAAGCUGUUUAAGUGGACUGUCAGAACCCUAAUUAUUGGAAUGCCAUAUGUAGUGGUCUGAAAAUGAAUGUGCCGUCGAACAGUUCACUUUGUACGCUACCUGAAGGUAUUGAUCAUGCCCUUGGCAUUGGUCACGCCCAAAUGAAUGUUAGCUGUGGUGGAGGUGGUACUUGCUUGGCAUAAAGUAUUUUGUGGAUAGGAUUUGGCUAAAAGAAGUACUUCCGAUUCAGUACAGUUUUCGCAUUAUAACCAUUUUAUGUUCUCUCAUGUAUAGUAAUCAGUUGUUUAUUUUAUUUUAUCAUUUAUUCGUUGUUAUUGGAAUGUGUUUAUUUCUUCUGAUAUGCUUAUUGCUCUUUGCAACCUUUUCUGGUGUCCCUAUAUUUAAUCGGUAGGACAGCAAGAUAUUUUUUUAGUCUGGAGUAAGGCUGCAUACAUAUACGGACUUCCAUUUCUGAUCCUCUUGAUGAUACAGAAGAGUAACAUAUGAUUUAAAUCGUGAAUACUUUAUUGAAUUCCUUCAAAAUAUGCAUUGUAUCAUAGUUAUCCUCAUUUAUCAUCGUUCACUCUUUGCUGCAGCUAGUCGGUCUAUUUUCUUCUUCCUUUUGUAUAUUUUUGGGCCUUGUUAAAAUAUAGGAUCAAGGUUGCAAUUAGCAAACUUGUUACCAUAAAUAGUAAUCAUAUAUCCGUUUAUCGAUGUUGGGUUCUUUCAUCCUUCUGAUAUGGCGCUCAUCUGUACAUUUUUCUCUAUCUAGUUAUAAUCUUCAACUUGAUACGGUUGGAUUUUCAUUGUGUCCAUGGGUUCCCAUUCAACAGGACAGAGAACAUGGCGAGGAAAGCCGCGGGAGAAGAACCACUGCCCGAGGAUGAUCCUGCAAAUCCGCUCUUCAAACCUCUACCUGAGCCGUCACGCCUAGACAGCUUUUUGAUAACCAACCAGAUCUCCAACUACUGCAACCAGAUCAACGGGUACGCUGGCUCGACUCCUCCCCAAUAUCUUAUCUCUGUAGCUUGUCAACGGAUGAAAGAGCGCCCAAUUAUUUCAUCAUUCCCAAAUAUUAACCAAUCGAUGAAACUCUCUGAAGGAAAGAUGCUGAUUCAUAAGGAUUAUCUUCAGGGUCGUCGGUCAGAGUCUGAGCAAAUUGUACCUCACGAAAGCUCUGCAUGAGAACUGA